This is a messenger RNA of Penicillium atrosanguineum, 822 nucleotides long. RefSeq lists its product as uncharacterized. NCBI's taxonomy places the organism in Eukaryota, Fungi, Ascomycota, Eurotiomycetes, Eurotiales, Aspergillaceae. The record is from RefSeq and is a predicted model, not a curated record. The transcript has a single exon. Bases 1 to 822 code for a protein of 273 amino acids.
AUGGAGACCAGCACAUCAACCGAUUUCUCGCAGACGACACCGGAGAAGCAAGUACUAGAAAUCAUCAACUUGACGGAUCAAGUGCUGUAUCAAGCAGCCUCCGCAAAGCAAUUAAAAGACUUCAAACCCGAGCUCCUCGGCGAAAUCGAAUAUAACUGGAUCUUCUCCACUAUUUCCGACGCAGACAACGCGGCACGAGAUUUGGCCAAGCUCGUGGAACCCUACCGACUCGAGAUUUUGAAGUGCAAAGGCAAGCUCAAGUCCACCACUCGGAAGCGCUGGGCAAUAGCGGAUUCUCAACUCGCUCUCGAGAAGAGAUCUAGACUAGGUCGGUUCAAGAAUAGACUGGACCGAUCUAUCAAACACCUCACCGGUGAUAUUACUCCCCCGACAUCCCCGCAGCAAUGCGACGGUGUUGUUUAUGCCGAGCUUUCUCCUCGGGAAUCCCACCAGCAAGGUGAUUCAAUUACCAUUGCCGAGCUCCCUGCCAAUACUCAUGAUGACCCGCCAUUCUACGACGAGCUCCCUGCUCGCUUAACCUACAAGUCCGACUCCGCAUUAAGCUUCGCAGAACUUCCCGGUGACUGGCCCCAGGUUCAACUUAUGCCUUUGACCCCAAUACCCAAGAUCAUUGUCACACAGCCUCCUGAUGAGAUAAUGCUUGACCGCCUUGAUCUCCCCGACCACGAACAGUACAUGUAUGAAGCGUAUGAACUCGAUGGGACGCUGUAUUGGGAUGAGAUACGCGACAAUAUUCGAAUGCAGCAAUCUGAGUCUCUUGCGGGUAUUGUUGCGAAGAUGGAUCUCAACCGGACUCAGUGA